Molecule: messenger RNA, 2239 nt
Organism: Psammomys obesus (fat sand rat)
Lineage: Eukaryota; Metazoa; Chordata; Mammalia; Rodentia; Muridae
Gene: Ckap2
Product: cytoskeleton associated protein 2
Exons: 9
Coding region: 1-1992 (663 amino acids)
Biological process (GO): negative regulation of microtubule depolymerization
Cellular component (GO): microtubule cytoskeleton
Source: RefSeq, a predicted model, not a curated record
AUGGCAGAGUCCAGAAAACGCUUCUCCGGCCGCGCUGUGAGGAACGCGUUGCCGGUGCCCCGGGACCUGCAGCUGCCCCCGACCAAGCGAGAUCAACCCGCCUUCAGAGAACAAAGAAAACAAAAACUCAAAGAAUAUCUGCUAAUACGGAAAACAGGGUUUGCGCCCAAACAGGGGAAUCAGGCGUCCAGAGAUCAGAAAGUGAUGACAUUGAAGGAUCAGGUCCAAGAAGAAAAAAGAGUUCUGGAACUCAAAACAGAAAUGGCUGAUAAAGAAAAUAUUGGAAGCACAAUUGGAAAAAACUGCAUUCCGUUAAAAGCUGAAGUAACCAAUUUAGAAAUGUAUAACUUGAAGGAUAAUAUUCAAGAUGUGCAGUUAUUAUCAAGUAGAGAGGAUUGCCAAGGUCAGACUAUGACAUUAGACCAGGCAUGUCACCUUCAAGACGAUAAAAAGAUUCAGGUUACUGCAGAAAAGCCGAAACAAGAUGCCAACAUGCCUAAAAAACGAGUGCUUGGCUAUUACCAUGGCCAGAUUGUUCAGUCUAAGAUUAAUUCAUUUAGAAAGCUUCCAGAUGCCAAAGGUGAGAGUUCUGUGACAGCCAGGAAACUUCCCACUACUGUAUCUAAAGCCACGAAGGCUCAGCCUGUGCCUGUAAACACCGUCCGUGUAAAAGCCUCAAAUAUGACUACUACCACCAAACUCGUAAACACUCAGUCUGUGAGUGCUACUUCGAAGAACACACUUGUGCGACCACCUAUUAGAAGUCUCCACAAUAAUGCCCAGGGCCCUGUGAAACAGGACCACGGCAGGAACCUUGCCAAUGUUACAAUCAGAAAUCGGUCACUUGAAAAAGAAUUGGUUCGAUCAGAACCAGCUGUAUCUAUUGUGAAAACCAGUUCUUCUCAGGACACAAAAAGAAAACAGGCACCAUCAAAAAGUAUAACAUCUAAAGGUGUAACCAGGACUAAUUCAUCUACUACCAGACUGAUGGAAAAUCCCCAAAACAUUGGCCAGCGCAGGUACACAAUAGAAGGAGCAAGUCUUCCCAGGUCAGUUCAGCCCGGAGAAACCACAGAAAACAGAAAAGCUCAGACUGCCUGGAGAACUGGCAAAGGAAAUGGGCUAAAAAGGCUUCCUAAUUUAACAGUUACCCAUGCUGAGCCAAAGGGACAGAGUGAAAACCCAGUUGGGUCCUUUUGGGCUACCAUGGCAGAAGAAGAUGAACAGAGGCUAUUUACUGAAAAAGUAAACAAAACAAUUUCCGAAUGCCUGAGCCUGGUUGAUAAGGGAUGCCCAAAAGAAGAAAUUUUAGGCAUGUUGAAUGACCUGAUUCAUAAUAUUCCAGAUGCCAAAAAACUUGUUAAAUAUUGGAUAUGUCUUGUGCGUAUUGAACCAGUCACAAGUCCCAUUGAAAAUAUUAUCUCAAUCUAUGAGAAGGCAAUUCUGGCAGGGGCUCAGCCUAUUGAAGAGAUGCGACAUACAAUCAUAGAUAUUCUGACAACAAAGAGUCAAGAAAAAGUUAAUUUGGAAGAUGUUGAGGAGGCUCAUGCAGACAAGGAACAUGUCCAGAAAAUAGAAACGGAAGCUGCAAGUGUUAAUCUAGCAUCAGGGAAGCCAGGAGAGAAUGGAGUGUGUGGAAAGGAAGAUAACACAACAAAAGACCCAACCAAUAAUCUGAAGACCCCUGACUCAAAAACUGAAGCAGGCUGCCUAAUUAGAUAUAAUGUAUCCUCUACACCACGCUUGGAAAGUGUGAAAAAGAAGAUGCAGCAUGAAAAUACCACACUUAAAGAGCUGAAGUUCCUGACACCAGUGCGACGGUCACGCCGUAUUCAAGACAAGACCUCACAACUGCCAAAUAUGUUAAGAGACCACGAGCCUUCUGUGUCCUCGCUGGAACAGCUGUCUGAGCUGGGAGUGGAUGCUUUUGUUUGCCGCCCCAAUGCAGCCCUGUGCCCUCUGAUUUCUGAGACUGACGCAGGGGAGAAGUAGUGCUGCGAGUGGGGGUGGCUGUAGUGUCCUGUGGUGUUUGUUUCCUACAACUUUAUAACAGGUCUGAACUUGUCCGUAGGCCUAAGUAUAAUACAGGUAAACCUCGUUAGCAUGUUUAUUGUGUUUUCAAAAUGUUAGCUUCUUCACUUCACUAAUUACUUACAGAAAAUGUAGUCUAUAUAAAUUAUAUUUUUACCUUAACUUUGUUCUUAAUAUGUUUAUAAUAAAUAUAUGUAUGAUGUUCCAA